GCAUGCACCAUGGCUAGGCCAUCAGCCAUCGCCCAAGACUCUCGUUCCCCAACCGUCGUCUCAUCAAGCAUUCUGUUAUCCAUCUCGAUUCUUUCCUAGCCAUGUCUGACGCCAGCUUUACCACCUUCACCAAUUGUCGAUACUGUCUUAACGGGAAGCUGGUCGAUGACCGUCUGGUCGUAUCUGGCGACUCUGGCACCAUACUGAACACAACUGGCUACAUUGGCGGGGACAUUAUAGAUCUGGACGACGCCAUCAUAGCCCCGGGUUUCUUGGAAUUGCAUACCAAUGGCGUUCAUGGCUUUCAUUUCACCCAUUAUGAAGACAGCAACCAGUACCAGAGCAGACUGAAUGACACAGCUCGCUACUAUGCAACCCAAGGCGUCACUGGGUUCUGGGCUACGAUACCAACCGUGUCAUCAGAGAACUUUAAAAAGAUACUGCCCUCAUUAUCACCUCAGGACUUUCCGGGCGGCGCUUCUCUACUUGGUGCCCAUGCCGAAGGUCCCUUCCUAUGGCCAUCUAAGAAGGGUGCUCAUAACGCGUCGCUGUUUGCCAGUCCACCUACAACUCCUGUCGAUAUAUAUGGCAAUGUGAGUCUCCAGAAGUCAUUAAAACUGGUCACUGUAGCCCCAGAGAUUCCUGGCUCAGCCACAACCAUUUCAACCCUCACCACACAUGGUAUUAAAGUCUCCCUCGGCCACAGUGAUGCCGCGAUCGAACAAGGUGCCGUCGGUCUCUCUGCCGGGGCGAUCAUGCUCACCCACGUCCUCAAUGCGACUUCGCCUCUCACAUCUCGUGCUCCUGGCCUUGCAGGUCUCAUAACCCUGCCUGAGAACAACACACCAAAGCCUCCGUACUACUCAAUCAUUGCUGACGGGCAUCAUUUACAUCCGAGUACGCUAGCGUUUCUGCACCGCGCUGCACCACAGAGAUCUAUAUUGAUCACAGACAGUAUCGAAUUGUCUGGUCUGGCAGACGGUGUGCACCCAGGGCAUGCCCAAAUCCCGUUUCCACAACGCAAGCAAGGCACGCGCGCUACUAUCGAUGGGACCGAGACUCUGAUAGGAGGAUGCAUCAGUCUACAAGAAUGCGUCAGGAACCUGAUCAAAUGGACCGGCUGUGGAAUUGCAGAGGCUGUGCAGUCUGCGACCGAGAACAUUGCGUCGAUGAUGGGAAUAGACGGCGAGGGAGGACGAGGAUUUCUGGUACCCGGACAGAGAGCAGAUCUGUGUGUGCUGAAUGAUGAAGGAGAGGUACUGCAGACAUGGAUUUCAGGGAAGAAAGUCUGGGACAAGGACGGCAUAUAGCCUGAAGAGCCCUCGGUUGAUAUACCCUCAAGUUCGUUGAGCUUUGGUGACGGCUGCCAUCAGGAGACACUACUGACCUUGUCGGAAUAUGGCUAUCACACUUCCGACACCACCCUCAAAGUU
Molecule: messenger RNA, 1433 nt
Organism: Pseudovirgaria hyperparasitica
Lineage: Eukaryota; Fungi; Ascomycota; Dothideomycetes; Acrospermales; Acrospermaceae
Product: Metallo-dependent hydrolase
Exons: 2
Coding region: 102-1310 (402 amino acids)
Biological process (GO): N-acetylglucosamine catabolic process
Molecular function (GO): N-acetylglucosamine-6-phosphate deacetylase activity
Source: RefSeq, a predicted model, not a curated record